Molecule: messenger RNA, 1548 nt
Organism: Plasmopara halstedii
Lineage: Eukaryota; Oomycota; Peronosporomycetes; Peronosporales; Peronosporaceae
Product: mRNA splicing factor
Exons: 7
Coding region: 1-1548 (515 amino acids)
Biological process (GO): mRNA cis splicing, via spliceosome
Cellular component (GO): precatalytic spliceosome
Molecular function (GO): RNA binding
Source: RefSeq, a predicted model, not a curated record
AUGGAUCUGUACGCUAAUUUGCCGCUUGCUAAGGGCGCUAAGGCGUCUUCGGCCCUUGACGCAGACGGUAAGCCCAAGACUUCUCUCACGUCUGCCAACUCCGUGUGGGCCAGUACGCCACUGAUGGUGCCACAAGCAGCUAAGAACAAGAAAACUUCACAACCAUCAGCAGUGGUUACCAGCAGCACGUUAAUGCUGCCCACUGCAUUGACAGCAGGAAGAGGCAAGAGCCCGUUGCGCUCGACUACUCCGCUGGCAUUUAAGCCGGCGACUUUGGCUAGGGAAGUGACGACGGUCAACACAGCGUGUUUGAACAGGCAGGAAGAGAAAACGGCGUCUUCUCGAUUUGGAGGCAGAGGGCUGGGAUACGUCGCAGCCACAGAAGUAAAGGUGACGUUAGCACAACAUCAGCAGAAGCAAGAGAAGGAGAUGGACGUGGAUCUCAUCCCAGAAGUAGGUCAAUUUUUUCAGGCCACGUAUCGGGACGAGUACCAUCCAGCACGACCAAAUAGCUACGAAGUUUUUUGCAAGGAUCGGGAAGACAGAAAAAAAAUGGAAAAAGUAAAAAAGGAACUUAGUCGUCGCCAAAAAGAGCAGGAAAGAGAGGGCAAGCUGGAGCGUGAGCAACUGGUGAAGGAUCUAGCAGAAGGUCGAGCACCAGCGAUAAAGCUGCCAGCGCCUGCUGGUCGUGGACGAGGCAUGACAAUGCCGGCGUGGAUGCGCAAGAAAAUAGAAGAAAAUGCUUCAGUUGUAGCAUCUCAACCAGAGAGUGAGCGAGAAGAUGAUUGGGAGUAUCAGUUGAAAACCUCAGAAAAGACUAUUUCUACGAUCGAGGGUCAGUUCGAAGACGCUUUGGAUAAUCGAGGCGGACUGGGCUGUUCGAACAGGGGCCUGGGGCUGUCAUCUUCUGAACUGUCAUCUACAGAAGUUUCUAAAGAAGAGUUGUCCAGUCCGAGUACUCGACUUCGUGGGAACAUGUCGAGUUCUGAUAAUUUUGGCAGAGAUAUGUCUGGACAUGAUCACCUUCAUAGACCUCUGCUGCAUAAAAAUGGAAAUGAGAUUCACCGUGAGUCUAGAAAAAAUUGUCAAGAUGGUUGCGAUAAAAGCCACAUUGUUCUUGAGACAAAUUUUGGCUCCUACGACAGUCAGCGACACAAUCGGUUCAUAAGCAACGAAAUCCAUUCUUCCAGUGAAAAACGUCGAAGAGUUAGCGGCUGGGAUAAAAGCUCACAAGGCCAGCCGUUGACUAGUCGAGUCGUGUUACUUCAGAACAUGGUAGGACCAGGUGAAGUGGAUGCUGAAUUGCAAGACGAGGUCAAAGAGGAAUGCUCGGAGACGUACGGUCCUGUUACAAAAUGUUUGAUUUACGAAGACACCGGAAAAGUUUCACCCGAAAAAGCAGUGCGAAUAUUCGUCCAAUUCCAUGAUGCAGACGAUGCGACUAAAGCUUUGACAGGCUUGAAUGGUCGAUUUUUUGGAGGCCGCAAAGUUAAAGCCUUGUAUUUUGAUGAGGGCAGAUUUGAGCGAAUGGACCUGAAUGUGCAAUAG